AGAAUAUUCGAUGAACACAUAGCUUCGCUUGUUCCACUACAAAAGCUUCUUAUGGUGGCAGGCGACAGGCUGCUAAAUUUGCUCUCUCCCAUGGCUGUAGACAUGCGCCGUCGAGUGGGGCGCAGUGCAUCGAACUCGCAAAGAACCGAUGGGACAUUAACAGGCUCCGCGCCGACUCCCUCGGACAGCCCUAAAUCUCGCGGAGGAAUGGUAAUGCAGGGUGCGGAUGGCAGCGAUAGCAUACAUUCGCCGAUGGACGAGCUGCGCGCUCAAGAAGCGGCUCGGUCGCUUCAUCUCCUUCUUAGAGGAUCCAUGGGCGCGAGCCUCUUUCCCAUCUUCAAUGAUCUCUCGGAGCGCAUACAGGCUAUCGACAACGGCUGCGGCUUCCCGAGGGACAACAGAGAGCUCUUGGUGAACAUGCUGGAUCGCGUGCGCAGAGCCCUGCUGCCGCAGGUCCUCUCUAUGCUCAGGAGUAUAAGCAACACCGUCCACCUUGCCUGGGUAACGUCUAUCGGGCGUUCGGUACGCGAAUCUGGAUCCCAUUCUGGGUGCUCGGACUGGUCCGCUUCAUCGUCUCCCGAAGCGGAGGCUCACAGCCCCGCCACUGUUGGCUCCAUCAGCUCUGAUCCAGGGCCUUACUCUGAAGACAGUGAUGCGGUACUUGGGGAAAGCGAGCUACUGUUCCCGUCUUCGCUUGUGUGGGAAGGGAAAUUGAUGUCGAUGUUCCGGACAUGUAUCUCUCCACACGUCUUCUCUAGGGCGAGCUGGAACGAGCCGUUUUCAAUAUGGGCACGGGUACUUCUUGAUUCGCCGCUGGCUGAAGACGGGCGUGAUGGCAUAACGCGUGCGGACAGGCUCUUUGGGCUCGAGACCGUGCUCGACAGCGUAAGAGUCAUGUCUUGGGCGUACCCCUCUCUCGACGACAACUUCAUCCGAACCCUCGAGCGCUCAACUGAAGCGCUCAAGGCAGAUGGAACCCAUGAUGGUGGAACUGCCAUCAGCUCGUCGCCCUCGUUCUCUCACGAUACCCCCUCCACCUCGAGUCAUUCCCUUCUACCGAGAGCGACGACGGCCACGUCCAUCCCCACACUCAAGGAGGUGCUCGAGGGUGUCCCACACGAGCGAGUCUCUGAUGUCUUCUUCGGAGGGAGUGGGGCAGGCGGACUUGGUAUGGAGGGGACGGAUAGCGCCCGUAAUGCGAUUGAGGAGCUCAGUUCGGAUUUGAGGAGUUUCAUCAUUGGUGAUGAAGCAAAUCACAGGGAUGCAAACUUGGAGAUCAACGGCCUUGCGCAUACGGCACCCUCCGCCACCGCAGAAACCUAUUCUCUCCAUCCGUCCGCCAGCCCAUUGAUUGACGUGGUGCUGCUUUCUACACCUCCAGGGCUCAGCGCUUUCACUCUUGCCGUGGAUCACGCAUCUGUCAUCGAUCCGAUACCAGACCUCACCAUGCUCACCCAGGACAAGAGUCUAAUCGCUCAACCAGCAUUCUUCCCGCCAUCUCAGUCUAUGCCAAACGACGUAUCGGGGAACUGGGUAUCCGAAGGUUUCGGAGCUCAAGGCUACAAUGAGCAAUACGAUCACCGACAUCAUCUUCCCGAUCACCAGGUGCUGCAGCACCCUCCAGCGAUACAAUCCAUGUUUCUCGGCCGCACUCAUCUCCCCCACACUGUUGAUAUCGCUUACGAAAUGUCAUCAGGCAUGCCUGCUGCGCAUUCUAUGAGCGCGGUCGAACUCGAGGCCGAGUUCCAAAGGCUGUUCGAUGGGCGGGAAUCAACGCGUGAUGGGGCUUUUGACCCUUCCAUCUGGAAAGGUUUCGAUUCACAGGGAGUUUUGGACUGGGGCAGCGUUUGAGUGUGAUACCUAGUGUGGAACUAUUGCUGGAGUAUGUGGGUUUUGGUGCGUUUCGGUUCAAUAUGGUGUGUAUGUGGCGUAUCGCGUCUUGUACGAUACAGGUGCUGGUCCUUAGUUCAAUC
Coniophora puteana RWD-64-598 SS2 is the source of this 1973-nucleotide messenger RNA. RefSeq lists its product as uncharacterized. The record is from RefSeq and is a predicted model, not a curated record. The transcript is spliced from 2 exons. The coding region runs from base 91 to 1851 and encodes 586 amino acids. Lineage: Eukaryota; Fungi; Basidiomycota; Agaricomycetes; Boletales; Coniophoraceae.